Molecule: messenger RNA, 2406 nt
Organism: Eremothecium sinecaudum
Lineage: Eukaryota; Fungi; Ascomycota; Saccharomycetes; Saccharomycetales; Saccharomycetaceae
Gene: HSL7
Product: protein arginine N-methyltransferase
Exons: 1
Coding region: 1-2406 (801 amino acids)
Biological process (GO): regulation of DNA-templated transcription
Cellular component (GO): cytosol; nucleus
Source: RefSeq, a predicted model, not a curated record
AUGAAGAGUAAUGUUUUCGUCGGAAUAAAAAGCCAUGAUUUCAUGGAAAGUGAUAAAUAUCAGGACAAAUACGACUAUAUGCUGGUGCCAAUUACCAAUAAUAGGUACAGGGAUGCUGUGAAGAUUUGCUAUGGCGAUUAUAAGUUGGGUAAGAAAUCUAGGCUUGAAAUUCUGGCGCCGCAGCUUCAAGAUCUUGGUGCUCCAACUAGGAGAACUACUGAAAAUGGUGUUGGAUAUAUUGGGCUAAUUGCAUCGUGGUUAGAGCUGGAAAGUCCAGAUCGCGAUAUUGCGGAGUUAAGUUUCCAGGUUUUGAAGUAUGAAUUUGAUUAUGCAAGAUGUUUUGGUAUUAAACAGGUGAUCCUAGCCCCUCCCCGGAAUCUAAACAAUCUGAAUCUUUAUGCACAGAAGAUUGCAAGACUAUUGAGAUCUGUCCCUAGAGGUGAUAACUUCAAAACUUUGCCUCUUCUUUCGAUAUCCCUUCCUCUAUUUGAGGAUAGUGAUCCAUUUUCUACGUGGGAGUUGUGGAAUACAAUUUCUAAACUUUGCAAUAACCACCCAUGUCUUACAGUCACUUUGGCGAUCCCUAGGCAUCGGACGCCAAGAUAUGUUUUGAAUAGGUGGCUUGCAGAGCCAGUCUCAUGUUUGCUGGUUUCAUCAUCGAUUUUUGUUACAAACCAAUACGAUUAUCCUGUUUUAAACAGAUACAAUCAGGAGUUGAUCACCAGUUUUCAGCAAAUCAAUGGUAAUGCUGAAAGCACAUUAGGAGAACUGACAAUUAUACUGCAUGGCAUUGAGAAAUAUGUCAAUAAUGUUAGGGGUGGCGAGACAAUUUAUUUGGACUAUAUUAAUUAUCUAUUGAAGAAGGGUGAUAAAGCAAUAGUAAGCUCUGCUGGCUCGGUUGACGCAAUUCCAAGAAUUAUGCCGCCUUUGCAGCCACAUUCAACGAAUCUAAGUAAUGAUGUCUAUCAUACUUUUGAGGAAGAGACUGCGAAGUACGACAUGUAUGAAAUUGCCAUAGGAAAGGCGCUUCAAAAGUUGGUAAACGAUAUGAAAAACAAUUGGAAACGGAAUACGCUUUCUAUAUUAGUAGCAGGAGCUGGAAGAGGCCCACUUGUUGACAGGACACUCCAGUGCCUAAAGAGAUUGAAAAUUGCCAAUUUCAAGUUGAUCGCGUUAGAAAAAAACCCACAUGCAUUACUAUAUCUGCAGAAGAAAAAUUUCGAAAACUGGGCACAAGCAGUUGAGAUUGCUCCUGUUGAUAUGCGUGAGUGGAAUUCUAAUAUUAAAAUUGAUUUAUGCAUAUCAGAAUUGUUGGGCUCUUUUGGGUGUAAUGAAUUAUCACCGGAAUGUCUUCAGCCACUGGAAAAGCGCAACUGUACUUCAAGGACAAUAUUUAUUCCAGAAUCAUAUACUUCCUACGUUGCAAUUGUAUCUACCCCUCUAGUGUAUCAAAAACUUAAAAAACUGGAGUCCAGUGCAUUCGAAUCACCCUGGGUCAUCCAUAAUAUUCCAUACUGUAUUUUAUCGAGUAAAGUCAAUGAACUCUGGACAUUUAAGCACCCAAAUAAUUCCGCUAGUACCGCUCGCUCAGUAAUUACUAACCUGACGGUAAAGCACCGAAGUGAAGUUCACGGCUUAGUAGGUUACUUUACUGCUAAUUUGUUUGGAAAUAUAGAACUUUCGAUACUCCCACCAGACUGUCCUGUGAAAUUACUAGGACAAUCCAGUUCUGAUGACAGUAAUAGUGCUGAAAACUACAAGAAAUCCAUUUACGCCAAGAACAUGAACUCAUGGUCCCCAAUUUUCUUUCCAUUAAAAAAGCCAUUGUUCGUAACUGACAACACGGAAAUGGAACUACAUAUGUCACGUAAUAUACAAGACGACAAAGUUUGGUAUGAGUGGUCAUUAGAUUGCUUCAUAUAUAACGUUGUGAAUGAAGGGGCAAAGUAUGUCGGUGCUCGUCGAGAGGUAUUGAUGAACAGCCAUAAGAAUGGCAAAAUGACUUACAAUUAUAUAGAAGGGUCCGAUUAUAUGAAGCAGUUGAAACGUAAAGCAGAUGCUUUUACCAAGUUUCAGCCCGUACGUGAAUUGCGAGGCUCCAGUGAAAUUGAUUCUACUGAAGCAAUCAUAGAAUCACAAGUGGAUAACAACACGGACUCUAAUGAGAUGUAUGAGGAGACAUUUACCGGCAAUGAAUUUGAAACGCCUGGUUUAAAUGGUUGGAGAAGUAUUCGCGAUAUUCAUGGUCUAGAGUACGCUUCGACAUCUUUUUUUGAGGAACAGCAGGUUUACGAAGACAGGGAAGAUGGAGAUACCACAACUUACGAAGAGUAUCAUUUAAGGAUUAGGACUGACGUUACUGAACUGCAUAACUUGGGUGGAAUUGCCCAUUGCAUCAAACUCUGA